UCAGGCCGCCAGCGACCGCCAGCCCUCGAGCGGAUGACAGUAGAUCCUGGUACGGACGGGCGGGUCGUGCGCUUGUCGAUGCUGCUGGUAGAGGUGGUUGGGAGGGAGCGGCGGGUUGGUGUUGAUCUCAAAGCCACCUUGGUCCUUGAUGGCCCGCAGUGUGUUGCCGUGCUGGAAUAGCUGGAAGGUCGUGUUGUCGCCGAAGUCGAUGUGCAU
This is a messenger RNA of Vitrella brassicaformis, 216 nucleotides long. Lineage: Eukaryota; Vitrellaceae. The record is from the annotation of a GenBank genome assembly.